This is a messenger RNA of Colletotrichum chrysophilum, 1200 nucleotides long. RefSeq lists its product as uncharacterized. Lineage: Eukaryota; Fungi; Ascomycota; Sordariomycetes; Glomerellales; Glomerellaceae. The transcript has a single exon. Bases 1 to 1200 code for a protein of 399 amino acids. The record is from RefSeq and is a predicted model, not a curated record.
AUGGCUUCAAUCAGAGCUUUCAGCGGCCGAGGCGCCCGCCCGCUAGCACAAUUCACCACAUCAUCAGCUCGCUUCUCUUCAGCGGCUUCAACAUCCACCAAGCUCCAAACUCGCGCCCAGAGCAGUUUGCCAGCAGCCUACUACCGCGGCGGCACAUCCCGGGCCAUCUUCUUCCGCCAUGAGGACCUCCCGGCCGACCGCUCCGAGUGGGACCGCAUUUUUCUCGGCAGCAUCGGCAGCCCGGAUCCGUACGGUCGGCAACUCGAUGGUCUCGGCGGCGGCAUCUCCAGUCUUUCCAAGGUCUGUGUCAUCAGAAAGAGCGACCGGUCCGAUGCAGAUGUCGACUACACAUUCGUUUCACUCGGCAUCAAGAAUACCAACGUCGAUUAUUCCAGCAACUGUGGCAACAUGAGCGCUGCAGUGGGUCCCUACGCGGUAGACUCCGGUCUGGUUGAGGUUCCCGACGGAGCGACUGAGGCAACCGUGCGGGUCUUCAACACCAAUACCGGCAAAGUCAUCGAAUCCAUCUUUCCUCUGGAUGGGAAGGAGGCCGCUGCUCAUGGUGACUUUUCUAUUGACGGCGUCGCGGGUACGGCGGCUAGGGUGCGGCUGAAGUUUCUUAACCCUGCUGGGUCUCGGACUGGGAAGCUAUUCCCGACGGAGGCUAAGGUGGACGAGAUUGAGGGCAUGAAGGUCACUUGCAUCGAUGCUGGCAAUCCUUGUGUCUUCGUCCAGGCUGUGGCUCUUGAUGUCGAGGGAACCAUCACUCCUCAGGGGAUUGAGGAUCACCCAACACUUUUGCAGACAUUGGACCAGAUUCGCCGAACCGCAGGCGUAAGAAUGGGUCUAGCCAAGACCAAUGACGAUGUACCUGGAAGUGUCCCGAAGAUCGCCAUCGUGUCGCCACCCAAGGACGGGAAGACCAACACCCUCGUUGCGCGGGCGAUGUCGGUCGACCAGCCUCACAAGGCCAUUCCUGUCACUGUUGCGCUGGCUGCGGCUGCAGCUGCCACUGCAGAGGGCACAGUCGUAUCUGAGUGUGUUAAGACAAAUGCUGGAGCCGGUGGUGAUGUGAGGAUAUUUCACGCGAGUGGGACUUUGGACGUAGCUGCGGAUUAUGGAAAGGACGGAUCUCUGGAGUCUGCGACCGUGUACCGAACUGCACGCAGGCUCAUGGAAGGGAGGGUGUUCUGGAAGUAG